This is a messenger RNA of Styela clava, 14249 nucleotides long. NCBI's taxonomy places the organism in Eukaryota, Metazoa, Chordata, Ascidiacea, Stolidobranchia, Styelidae. The record is from RefSeq and is a predicted model, not a curated record.
UUUUCUGUCUAUUCCAAUAGUGACUAAGCGUAUUUGUUACUUUUGUACUUAAGAAGCAUAUUCACUGCUGUUUGACUUUAUGUAAUAAUUCAAUUCAUGUGAAUAUGCAUAAUACAAACGAAUCAACAUGACUUGAAGUUUGAUAUCUGUAAUGGGAUGGGACAUACUCGUUAUGUGAUGAUAAAUUGGAAGUGUAUUAUAUGAGAAGAUAGAAAAAUGAGGGCUUAUGGACUAUUUUUUGAUGUGAUUAUACUCAGUUUGGUAUUGAGUGUAUGUCUAAGCUAUGGACAAAGUACUUCUACAUUUUCUGCAUCAAAUACAUCUGUGACAAGUGGACUCACAAUUCCUAAUUUCAACUCGACUGCUCCAACAGCUCCAAGCACCACAGUUGAAUCAUUAACUGCUUUGACAUCUACACUGGGAAACGGAACUACCACCACAGAAGUUAUUUCUGCUUCUCCGGUUUCAUUGGUCAAUUAUAAUGAUACUUCUCAAUCAAAUGUUUCAAGUGAAGUCACCUUGGCACAGAAUGUCACAACUUCAUCUACUUCUACUAACAAUAUAGCAUCUGCAAUUACUACAAUGGCUGGUUUAAAUGAAUCUAACACAUCAAGUGCAACUACUCUGACUACCAAUGAAAGCUUGAAUGUCUCAACUACGACUUUUUCUGUGAAUUCUAAAAAUAGUUCAGUUUGGUCAAAUGGAUCAUCUACAGAUAGCCUUACAUAUGGAACUGCUGCAGCUACUUUACCAACUACCAGCGUCUUAAAUGGAAUCAAUACAACUGAUGAUACUAUAACAUCUAACACUGUUUUAUACAAUUCGACAUCAGAAAACUUAACAUUAGCAAAUGGAACGCUCAUAACUUCAAAUACUUCUCUGUUAGUUUCAACAACAGAGAAUAAUAUAAUUGUAAAUUCUACAACAGAAUUGCCAGGGUCGGUCACAGCAGCAAGUAAUGCAGACUUCCUGAAUAGUACAAGCACAGAAAGUUCCACAUAUCAAAAUGAUGUUAACAAUCAAACUUUAGGUGUAACAGACUACGUGACAAGUGAUAUUGUAACAACAAGUAAUAAUAGUACAGUGAUGACAGUAAGUUUAAAUACUACAAAUUCAAGUCUUUGGACAAAUUUUAUUGAUGAGACGAGUCCAUUUCCAUCUAUAAAUACUACUAUCCAAUCCAACCAGACUUCAGUCAUUGAAAGUACUACAGACUUCUCUACUAUGACACAAAGCAAUUUUAAUUCGACCACUUCUGGACAAGAAUCUACUUCUGAAGUACCUAUUAUGUCAUCAUUGUCCCAUAAUGUUACUGAGUAUGAUGUUGUAACCACUGAUAGUACUGCAGUGUCUGGUAUUACAACUGAUUACACAACUAAUGCUGAAUUUACCACAACUACUCCAACUAUGUCAGAAACCACUACAAUUCCAAUUCCAUUCACUGAAGCUGAAGGGAGUAAUUCUACUAUGACAAUUGAGGAAAGCACAGCUAUGAUUAGUACAAAUACUGAGCUUUCUUCAACGGGUCCUCCUACCAAUGCAAACUCAACAAAUAUAUUGCAAACUAAAGCUGCUACUGUAUUUGACGACAAUGCAACUAUGUUAAUUACAAAUGCAACCGAAAGUGAGGCAUUAACAGAAGCAACAACUAUAGGAACAACUUCACUAGUUCAAAAAGACAAUUUUACUACAAUUCCUGAUUCAACAACAAACUUUAGAUUUAAUGAUACAAUUCUAACUACUACCUCUGCACCCAAUGCAACUAUUUUUCCUCCUAUUGAAGUUUCAGCAACAAUUACAUAUGAAGCCAAUGCAACGACUGUCGAUCAAAUGGAAUAUAAUAUAACUACUGAUUUCACUACACUACCAAGUGAGAUUGGUAGCAUUGCACCAACAACAUUUGAACCAUCAAUCAAUGUCACCACAUUAGCUGAUAUCAAUGUAACAACUUUGGAUAUUUCAACCAUUUCUCAAGAAGCAAGUUCUACAGUGAACACUAAUACUUAUUAUGAAAUAAUCAGUUCAACUUCCUAUACUAAUUUAACUGAUCGACCUUUAACAAUUCCAACUGUAUUUGAAGGCAAUACAACUUCAGACAUAUCUUCACCAAUAACCAACACAAUGUUAGUCACUACCAUAAUAGAUAAUGUGACAACUUCCAACAAUACAUCAUUAUCAGAUACUACAAUCUCACAAAACAGUACCGGUGCGCCUAACACAAUCAAUACAGUAACAAAUGAUGGUGACAUAGCAUCUGAAAAUAAUUCUCUGCCUUCGACCACCCAAACUUUUCCAAAUUUUGUGGAAACUAGUUCUGAUACUAUUAGUACUUUGAGCUCUAAUAAUAUAACAAACAUUAUGGCAACAACUGCAAAUUUGUCAUCAUCUUCAAUAACUCCAACCAUUCCGGAAACCAGUUAUGUGAUGAACGAUACUAUGAGUUCAGAUCUGUUGAAUACAACAUCGAAUGGUAUCAUUGAUGCUACUACUCAGUCUGUAUUAGAAAUUUCAACUUCAAUUGUUGAGGUUGGUACAGGUAAUGCAACUAAUGUUAUAAAUUUCUCAACUGAUGGGCAGGCAACUGAGACAACGUCAAAUUCAAAUGCUACCAGUGUAGAUCUAUCUAGCGGUACAUCUUCUGAUAUUUUUACCACUGAAAACACCAUCACAAAUACUGGCUUUUCAAUGUCAACAAUUCCCAGUAAUGCUACACCUAUCACUGUAACUGAUACUACAGUAGUACUGAACACUACCAACCAGCCAUCCCUUGACCCCACAGCAGUCACCGAUGCUACAACAAAUCUUGGUUUCAAUUUUACAAUUUCUUCCGAUGUAUCACUAACUACUGGUAAUACCACAUCACCUGAUAACACUGUAACCAAUGAAAUAACAAUGCCAAAUGUUGCCACUCAAGAUAUUGGUAAUUUCACAAUUUCAGGAACUAUUACCAAUACUGGAUCAACAACGAAUUCUGAAGCACCAACUACAUCCAACAUGAUUAUUACUACUGACUUUGGACCAACUGUACUGAAUACAACUACACAAGAUAUUACAAAUUUCUCAACAGCUAUAUCCAAUAUCACAACUGUUACUGUUACCUCCAGUUUCCCAGCUAUAACUCAAACAUCACAAGGGUCAAAUACAACAUCAAAGAUGACCUCUGUUUCUAAUACUACCAAAAUGCGGCAGGAAUCAACUACUAUGGACACAAGCAAUAUUUCAUCCUCAACAAAUAUCAUUUCCUCCACCUCAAUAGACUCCACUAUCAACGGAACAACCUUAGCAACUCAAGAUGCUACAUUUACCUCUGAAGGUACGACUGUACCAAGCUCCACUUUCACUAUCGCAGCUAACGUAACUACCAUGGGUACUACAGAUAAUCUUAUCAACGCUUCAACCAUUUUGAGUACUCUGAAUUCAACAAUUUCUGAAGGAACAGUAGCAUCGAAUACUACUAAUAUGGAUAUUUCAACCACUGUGAAUGGAUCAACUAUAUCAGCUAUGGAUGUCACAACUGAUCAAAUUAGCAAUGGACCAAUUACUGGUUCAUCAAACAGUACCACUAUUGCUUCGACCACCACUCAAGAUUUCACAGUAGCUGAUACGUCUGUAAUUGGUACCUACAUACCAGACUCCUCUGUUAACCCUUCUACACCUAGUUUUACGGUAUCUGGAGGAACACUAGUGUCGAAUACUACGAUACAAGAUGCCACAAAUACUCCAGAUGCCUUCACCAUAACCAAUACUAUUUUGGAUACUACCAUCAUAUCAAGUUCAGAUUCGGGCACAGAAGCUUUCUCAACUGUAAGCAGUACAGAAAAUACAAGCAAUUUUGCUUCAGCAAUGUUCGAUACUACCCUUACAUCUGAAAAUAUGACAAAUAACAUUAAUGUCUCAACCAGUUCUGGUGGCAUUGUAGAUACUACAUCAUCUGGCACUGAAGCUUUCUCGGCCAUAUCCAGUACAGAUAUCACUAGCAAUUUUGUUUUAGCUUCGUCUGAUACUACUUUCACAUCUGAAAAUAUGACAAACAGUAGGAAUGUCACAACAAGUUCUGAUGGUAUGGUUGAUACUACAUCAUCUGGCACCGAAAAUUUCUCAACUCUAUCCAGUGCAGAUAUCACAAGCAAUUUUGAUUCAUUAUCGUCUAAUACUACUUCCACAUCCGAAAAUAUGACCAAUAAUACUAAUGUCACAACCAGUUCUGGUGGUAUUGUAGAUACCACAACAUCUGGCACUGAAGCUUUCUCGACCGUAUCCAGUAAAGAUAUCACAAGCAACUUCAUUUCAGCAUCGUCUGACACAACUUUUACUUUCGAAAAUAUGACAAAUAAUAUUAAUGUCACAACCAGUUCCAGUGGCAUAGUUGAUACCACAGCUUCUGGCACUGAAGCUUCCUCAACUGUAUCCAGUACAGAUAUCACAAGCAAUUUUGUUUCAGCAUCGUCUGAUAUUACCCUUACAUCUGAAAAUAUGACAAAUAACAUUAAUGUCACAACCAGUUCUGAUGGUAUUGUAGAUACCACACCAUCUGGCACUGAAGCUUCCUCUACUGUAUCCAGUACAGAUAUUACAAGCAAUUUUGUUUCAGCAUCGUCUGAUACUACUUUCACAACCGAAAAUAUGACAAAUAAUAUUAAUGUCACAACCAGAUCUGGUGGUAUUGUAGAUACCACACCACCUGGCACUGAAGCUUCCUCAACUGUAUCCAGUACAGAUAUCACAAGCAAUUUUGUUUCAGCAUCGUCUGAUACUACCUUUACAUCUGAAAAUAUGACAAAUAAAAUUAAUGUCACAACCAGUUCUGAUGGUAUUGUAGAUACCACACCAUCUGGCACUGAAGCUUCCUCCACUGUAUCCAGUACAGAUAUCACAAGCAAUUUUGUUCCAGCAUCGUCUGAUACUACUUUCACAACCGAAAAUAUGACAAAUAAUAUUAAUGUCACAACCAGUUCUGGUGGUAUUGUAGAUACCACACCACCUGGCACUGAAACUUCCUCAACUGUAUCCAGUACAGAUACCACAAGCAAUUUUGUUUCAAAGUCUGAUACUACAUUUACCUAUGAAAAUGUUACAAAUAACAUAGAUGUCACGACCAGCAGCAUUGUAGAUACCACAUUUUUACCUGGAAAUAUUACCGAAAAUACGGGAAGCACAACAGAUUCGUACAUUUCCACCAUUCGUGAUGUAACAGUCGCAUCUAGCAGUGCAAUUAGUGGUACAGAUUCCACAACGAAUAUUGGUAAUUCUACGAUCCCUGGUACUGUCGUCUCUAAUACCGUAGAUAUUCUGAGCAGCACUACUGGUAAAACCAAUGUUACUAGUACCAUCAACAACACUGUUCAAUCUCCAUAUACAACUGAUCUACCAUCAACUGAACUGUCAUCAGUAACAGCAACAGAUAACAACACUACAACAGCUGCUAGUAUCUUCAAUCCUACUGUGCAAAUAAAGUUUGCACUCUUGAACAACCACACUGAAAAUGUCACAUCAACUGGUUUCCAGCUUAAAUUGGCCAGAAGUUUAGCUCAAAGCUAUAGUAAUGUAACUGCUACAACAAGAAGAAAAAGAGCUGCUUCAGCUGUUAGCUCAAAUGGAGAAUAUAAUGUUACAGUUCUUGACACAUCAAUUGACCCAAGCAAUGAAGUUACAGCUGAUUACACUGUAAAACGUAAUGGAAUCGACUUAUCUGGAACCGAAGCUUCUGCUCUUCUGGCUGACUCUUCUGAUAUUAUUGUAACAAAUCUACAAGCUGAAAAUAUUGCAGUUCAGAAUGUCACUUCAGAACCAGCAGUUGUACCCUUAGAAACAACUACAACACAACUAUUUACGAAUGCAAUAGAUCAAUUAAGUACUAUGUCUGGUACUGUAACAAAAGAUACUGUUACCAUUGUAUCUCAAAAUACAACAACUCUGGAAACUAAUAGUAGUAUCACAAUGGAAAGCGUCACUAGUUCAUCUAUCCCUACAACUGAUACUAUAACUACCAACACCCAAAUGGAUGAAAGCAAUGUUACAGUUACAACUGAUUUAACUCCAUACUUAGUUGAAUUGAAUUUAAAGCUUCAAGAAUCACUGUUUGAUAGUACUGAACUGGAAAAAAACACUGCAAAUAUGCUUGCCUUAUAUUACAAUGAAACAUACUUUUUACCCUCUUCAAUGAAUAGGAAGAAAAGAGCUAUUGUAUCCAGUGUUAUAGGAGAUUUCAAUGUUUCAAUUAUAGAAACAAGAGAUAAAAACACUCGAGACCCAUUCUUCAAUUACACCCUGAAAAUAAAUGACACUCUCAUCAAUAGUGAUGAAGCUAUAACUAGACUCAAUUUGCAAGAUCCUGGCAGUCUCCAUAAGCUACAAGAUUGGGGAUUAAUUGCUGAACUUCCAACAAUUGAAAAUGCCAUCUUCAGAGCUGUAAGUUCGACUACAAUGGGUAUUACAGAAACAACUACAACACAACCAUUCACCAAUACAAUAGAUCAAUCAAGUACUAUGUCUGGAGCUGUAACUGCAGAUACUGUUACCAUUGUAUCUCAAAAUACGACAAGUCUGGAAACUAAUACUAGUAUCACAAUGACAACUGUAACUAGUUCCCCAAUCACCACAAUGGAUAAUAUAACCACCAACACCCAAACGGAUGAAAGCAAUGUUACAGAAACUACUCUAGAACCAAGUAUCACCUUAAACACCACGCUGGGUAUUAUGUCAAAUGAUACAACAUUUGUAACUUCUAUCAGCUUCAGUGUACCAAUUACCAAUAACACAAACCAAUUUUCCACCAUUGCCCCAGAGUUCAAUAUUACCAUACCUGCUAGUGAGGUCACAACAGUUGACAACCGGACUAUUUCUGAGACUACAGACUUCACCACUGUAUCUCAAAUCGGAACUACUCUUCCAGUUACCAGUAUAACUAAUCAAUCUACUCCUGUUUCAACAACCAUGAUAACUGGCAAUAUGUCAACCACUAUCGAUGAUUCAAGUACAAAUCGUAUUGUACGAUUCAAGUUUGUGCUCUCAAACAACCACACUGAAAAUGUUGGCUCCAAUGAUUUUCAACUGAGGCUGGCAAGGAGUUUGGCCCAAAGCUACAGUAAUGUUACUUCUACAACAAGAAGAAAAAGAGCUGCUUCGGCUGUCAGCACAGACGGACAAUAUAAUGUUACGGUUCUUGACACAUCAAUUGACUCCAGCAAUGAAGUGACCGCAGACUACACUGUAAAACAAAAUGGAAUAGAUUUAUCUGGCACAGAAGCUUCGGCUGUUCUGGCAGGAUCAUCUGAUGUUAUUGUAGCAAAUCUACGAGCUGAAAGUAUCGCUGUUCAGAAUAUUACUUCAAAACCAGCAGUUGUACCCAUAGCUUUGUCAACAUCAACGACUUUAAAUACAGCCGAAACGAUAACAACACAACCAACCACCAACCCAAUAGAUCAAUUGAGUACUACGUCUGGAAUUGAGAUUACAAAUACUGUUACAACGGCAUCUGGAAAUGCAACAGUUUCGGAAACUAAUACUAGUAUCAUAUUGGAAACUGGCACCAGUUCACCAAAUACCACAAUAGAUAAUAUAACUACCAACACCCAAUCGGAUAUCAACAAUGUUUCUGUAACCACUCUAGAACCCACUUUGAAUACCACUUUGAACAUGAUGGCAAAUGGAACGACAUCUAUGACACCUACCAGUUUCAGUAUACCAAUAACCAAUAACACAAACCAAUUUUCCACUAUCUCCCCAGAGUUCAAUUCUACCAUACCUUUUAUGGAGAUCACAACAAGUAACAACCAAACUGGUCCAGGGACAGUCUCUCCAGAUUUAACCACUCUUAUUGAAAUCAGCACUUUUCAGUCAGUUACAAAUUUUACUAACCAAUCAUCUACUAUUUCAACAACUAUUUCUGCUAGUAGCACCACAACAAACAACCAAACAGUUACGGACACAGUGAACACCUCUACAGCCAGUUUAUUGGAUCAAUCAACUGUUUUUACUCUGAAUAUGACCACUAUCGAGACUACAGCAACCAAUAAUCAAACUAUAUUAGACUUGGUAACGUCCAACAUGACAACUACCAGUGAAACCAAUACUAUUCCAUCAAUUUCAAAUUUUACAGACCAGUCAAUUGCUGCUACCACAGAAAUAUCAAUUACUAAUACCACAAUAAUUGAUAACCAAACCAUAAUUGCAGUAUCAUCAGAAACUAGUACUUUUACACCAUUUGUUAGUGUAACUGCUCCACUGAAUACCACAUUUGAUUUAUUUACCUCUAUUCCUAUAAGUAACCAAACAGCUGCUGUAAUGGAGACUACUACCAUUUCAGUAAACAAUGCCACAUCCACGAUAACCUCUUCAAUUGUUAAUGUAACAGCGAGCAAGUUUGAGACCAGUACUUUUAUGACAGCAACCAAUGUCACAUCCCAAACAGUACCAGAAAGCACUUCUUUGUUACCGUUCACCAACCAAUCAACUAGUUUUUUUGAGACCAGCACCGCAUUGGUAACAAAUGCAUCAGACCAAUUUACAACUGAGGACUCUGGAAUCAAUCCUACUGACAGCCUUUUCACUUCAAUUAGAACAAGUUUAAAUACCAGUACUGGUGUGACAGAGACCACUUCUAUUGUUAUUGGGAUAAGCACUAAUGUGCCCACCACAGUAUUCACGAUGCAAACUGGAAUAUCAAAUACUACAAUGGAUACAGUUGUUACAGCUGAAACAACGACCAGUUCUCCAGCAGUAGAAACAACCACCCAAGCAAUUGUGGAUAUAAUAUAUAUUUGUCAAUUUAGAUUUAUACAGACCACUUCAUCAGUAAUUGAUGACUCUUUCAAUCAAGCAAUAGCAGAAUCCUUGGCCGCUACAUUUAAUGAUUUGUCAACUUCGUCCAGGAGAAAAAGAUCUGUUUCAGCCACCAAUGGAACUUUUACAGUCACUGUACUCAACUCGGAAUUAAUUGAUUCCAGUGAAGUUGAAACCAAUUUUACAGUGACUGAAAAAAAUGUUUCCCUAACUGGUCAAGAUGCUGCUCAGAGACUGGAAAAUUCGACAACAGUUAUUGAGACAAAUAUGAAUAGCAGAAAUUUAAAUGUUUCGUCAAUUUCUCAGAAUCCAACGGCUGUAGUUAAAGCAACAUCUGACACAACUACUGCACCUACUCUCAUAGACACUACCAACCCUGUGGGGACUGAAAGCACUGCGAUACCUAUUGUUGAAGCAACUACGGAUUCAACGAAUGAUUUAACUCCAUACUUAGUGGAAUUAGGUUUGAAGCUUAGUGAAGCACAGGUUGAUAUUACAGACGAAUUUUUACUGGAAAAAAACACUGCAAGUGUGCUUGCCUCAUAUUACAAUGAAACAUCUUUUUUAACUUUGUCAACGAAUAGAAAAAAAAGAGCUAUUGUAUCCAGGGUUGUAGAAGCUUUCAAUAUUUCAAUUGAAGAAACAAGAGAUAAAAACACAGAAGACCCAUUCCUCAAUUAUACCCUCAAAAUAAAUGACACACUCAUCAAUAGUGAUGAUGCCAUCACUGAACUGAAAGUGCAACUUGAUGGCAGUUUUGUUAGGCUACAAUUUUGGGGAACUUAUUUUGGGCUUCCAAAAAUUGAAAGUGCCACCUUCAGAGCUGUAAGUUCGAAUUCAACAGUCAGUCUUCCAGCAACUACAAGUGCGGUAACACCAUCGUCAGGAAGUGUUACUAUAGCAACAACCAGUAUUUCAACUUUGACUGAAACAUCCGCCGCAGUAUCUGACGUCAAAACAGUGUCAGUGACCAUUACAGACGGUUUAACCACAAGUCCAACGUCAGAAAUGGUUACUAUAGCAACAACCAGUAUUUCAACUUUGACUGAAACAUCUGAGGUCACAACGACAGCAAGUACUGCACUACCUGUGGCAGAUACCACCACAAGUCCAACCAUUGCUACUACUAUGCCCCCUGUGAUUAGUACUGAGACCACUCCUGAACCAGUUACCAGUGUAUCAACAGAUACUGAUACACCUACUAAUGCAGCCGUUACUAUUGAUAGUACCAUGUCUGUAAAUACAACAUCAUCAAUUACCAUAUCAUCUACUAACACCAGUUUAACUACAACAAAUAGUGUACCGACUGUACCAAGUUCUUCUACAAAUACUGAAACACUUACUAACUCUGCCACAUUAAUUAUAGACACCACAUCAGUAAGCUUCAGUACUAUACCAGGUUCUGAUACCACAUCUGUUACUGUAUCUACCAGCUCUGCUUCUAAUGUCACUACAGCAGUUGUAGAUAUAACACCAGAUGUGACUUCACUGGUUACCAAUGUAACUGCAUUCACAAGCUUCACUACUAAUGCAACAGAAGGUACAACAGUUGCUGUUCCCUAUGUAUUUCCGUGGUACCUUAUCGUUAUUAUUGUUUUGGGGAUUGUCUGCCUUAUAUUGUUCAUAUUAGCAGUUUUUCUUUGCUACAAGUUAUGCUGUCGAAAAAAAGCUGAUAAGGUUGCUAUUGUUGGGCAAGGUACAACAAGCUUUGAACCACCUCUGCCUCGGGAGCCCGUUGUAACUCGGGAUAUUAAAAAUGACGCACAACCUGUUCCGCCACUAAUUCCAGUACCCAGCCCGGAAGUACAUGUAGAAGUUGCGAGACCUUUACUGAGAGAAUCUCAUCGGCCAGAAGAUCAGUCCAGUAUUGAAUCAGAAGAAACGCCAAGGCCAAAGAGAAAACCUAAAGCAGAGCGUUUGCCACCUAUCACAACAAAAAGAGUCCCAGUAGUUCACAAACCAUCUCCGUCAGCUUCUAUGUCUUCUGAUCCACUUGUACCUAAGUUUCGAUCUACCAUUCAUCCUAUUAUUUUACCUCCUAUUAAUUCUGUGAUAUCUAGAGAUAUGAGGGACUCAUUGACUGAGGAUGCAAUGAUGCACCAACGCCGAGAAAUUGAAAGACAUAAAAAUAAAGUCAGAUUAAGAAGGCGAGCAUCAAGAAAUGAACCCUAUAGUGAUGGAAGAGAUGAUAUUAACAGAGUUAUUGAUCCUGGAACACCAGAUGUCUUUAAGAAACCACAUAGGAAGAGGUAUCAUCGGACAAAAGGAAAACUGAAUCUGGGAGAUCCUACUAUUAUACCGAUAGAACCUACUGAAAGAUAUCACCAAGAUUUUGAAUCUUCUAGCACAGAUUCUGGUGUUACAUCACCAGAGACAACUCGUAAAAAGAUGGCAAGUUUACUAGCAGACGCUUUCAAUCUAAUUUCACCAAGUGCUCAGAAAAACAUGGUUGGACCCACACCACCUAUGGUUGUGCAACCUGCACCUGCACAUGAUCGUCCACUGAUGCAUCAUCCAGACGGUAGAACAUCAACUCCCCACCAUCGAGUAAUGACACCUGCUGGGUAUUCGACAGAUCUUGCACAGACACCUACAGGACAUUCUUCACUUUCCCCUCCUUCACCAGGAAACAGUGAAGUUCUCUUUACCAGAAGGCAACCACCCAUCGUUAUGAUGCCACCUAAUGGUGACAUAGGUCAGAUACCUGCUGUAUAUUCUGGUCCAACACAGAGUGGUAAACCGCUGUAUAUAACACCUAUAAGACAACAGAUGCCACCAGGAGAUGAUUCACAAUCUCCAGUUUGGACACCUUACAGAACAUACGAUUCUCUCGCGAGAAUGCAAAGUCAACCGAAUUCGACGUACGGAAAUACAAACUACAACAACAAUAACCAACCUGUGCAAGGAGAUGGUCAAUUUUUACAUCCUGGGUCAAGUGGAAGCUACCAGCAACCCCACUUAGGAACUAAUUCACCCCUACCUGGCACAAUGCCUACAUCUAUUGACUUGAAUGAAAGUUACUUCCCCCCACCUCAGACAUUUCAAACAACAUUACCUUCCGAUGCUACUACAUCGGGUUUCGAACCUGGGACCUCACAACAACAAGAACCUCAUCCAUCAGCAGCAAUACUGCAAUCUAUAAAAGAUGAACUGGCUAAAAUUUCAGGAAGAUCAUCCACUCCUGUGCAAAACAUAACGGAAACUGAACCAAAUGAUAUUGCUACAAGAGAUUAUGGCAAAGAAUCAGAGGCAUGAUGGCAUACAAACCAGGAGAUAGUUAAUCAAUAUUUAAAGCAAGGAUGAAAUCUAUUAACCUUGAUCCUCUUGGUUUCACUUCCCAGUAAAAUUGUGUGUUCAAAUAUUUCUUGUAAUUUUGUUUGGUAUAGUUUUUAUGUUACAAGCUGGAAAAAUUAAACUCGAUUGACUAUAUAUUAAAUUGAAUAUAUAAACAGACAUGCAUUUCACUGGAUAUUCAUGCAGUCUGUCAAGCUAGAAUAUGUAUGGAAAUAUUAUCAUAAUAUAACUAAUUCCAUUUUAAUGGGUUUGGAAUUGUGAUUUUUAAGCCAAAUCCGAAAGCUGCACUUGGCACUAAUAAUGUUUCUACAUUAAAAUUGAAUUCAGCAUUUUUCAUUUCUUUAAAUUGAAACUCGAAAAUAUAUGAUGUCUUUCGUUCAAAUAUUUAGGAGCUUUCAGUGCAGGCGUAUUUUGAAAUUUACAUUGAACCAUGUUUGAAAAAGUCUCAAUACAAAUUCACCAAGUUUUAAUUGAAAUUGCUUCGAAUUCAGUCAUUAUUUAUUCAUUUUUUAGAUUUUGCACUACAAAGAUUGAGCAAAUAUUUGCUUUAUAAUUAUUUUUACUUUGCUGCUAGUAUUGCUUUAUAUCAUUUGAAACUUUUACACCAACUUGUAAAAUUAUUACGAACACCUUGCUUUUCACACACGAAUUGCUAAUUUCAUUGCAAAUUUUUACAAUUAAUGAUAACUCAAUUUUAUACUUUUCUGCUUCUUUUUAUCACAUUGCUAGAAUUUUGACCAAAUUUGCUAUUUUUUGCUUUUCAACACAGUAUUUUAUUUUAUUUUGAAAAAAUAAUGACACAAUUUUUUUUAUAUUUUUACAUUGUGAAUCAUUAUACUGUUCCAGCUAUGUUACUUUGAAAUGUUUUACUUAAUCGUCUUGCAUUGACCGUGCCAUAUUUUUUUAUGAAGAUUCAAGAUAUUUAAUAUUGAAAGAAUAAAUAACACGAGGAAACUGAAUUAACCUAAGUGACAAGUUUUAAAAAAGACGCUGAUUUCAAGUUUUCGCAAACAAAACAAAAAACUAACUAACUAACAAUUGUGAAAUUCGACAGGCUUUUGUGCUCUAAUCCGUAAGGUAUCUCAAAUUUAUAUUUCUUAUUAUAACAAGGAUAGAGUAUUAUAGCGCCUAACUUAAUAUGUGUAGUUAUUUGUAAACACUUUAAACCAACUCAAUCCAAUUGUAAUAUAAAGGAAGCUAUGAUAGCAAUAGUAUUUGCUCUCAUUAUUACAGUAGUACUGAUUUGUGACGUUUUUGUUAUUUUUUAUUUAAUAUACUGUGAUUAUUUUUAUUAGUAUUACUGUAUUUCAUGUAUUUGCACUUACCGGUAGUUCUCUUCACUUAACAUCUUAUAUCGCUUUUGAAGUAGGAAGUUUUAACAAUGCUGAGUGGCUAAUCAGUUGGCGAAAUAUAUAUAUAAAGUAUAUUAAUUUUUCCAUAAUCUAUAAACGAUAUUUAAUAUGUUAAUUAUGCAAAAAUUUGCAUUGAGUUCAAUUUUUGUCUUACCCUGAUAGUCUUGAUGGACGUUGAUGAAAUUUUUUUGUCAAUCCAGGUUCAAUUUCGUUAGAUAAAAUUUAGAAAAACAUUUUCCCCUCCCCAAUCAUGUUCUAUAGACUUUAUCUUAUCCAGGCAUUAGAAAGGUGAUUUAGGACAUAAAAUGGUGCAAAGUUUCCGUUUAUCGUAGUUAUAUACGUAACUGGGUGAAAAGCACACUUUUUAUCUUUAUAUAUGACUAUGAUCAACUCCUAAUUUUGCCUUUUGUUACAUCACAAAUACAUCAGUAGAGUGAUUUACCAGUAAAUUGAGUUAAUAGACAACUCAUUUUUUUAUGGAACCUGUGAUUGUUUCGAAAUGAUAAUCUACAACUAGCAUUUUCUAUUUCACCAACAUUUGUAUAAUAUAUACAAAUUAGAAAACCCCUAACUUAUGAGAAGAUUUAGUUUUGUUUACUGAUUCAAAUUAAUAACUGAAAAAAAUAUCGCUAUGCUUUUCAUAUACAUAGAAAAAACAUAUUCACGGUACUCUUAUGAUUAUGCACGCAAAUAGUAAAGCACGCCAGAGCAUGAUGAAGCGAACUAACUUGCUUUUAUAUAAAUUAUUAUAUUUAACGAAGCAUUGUGACUUCAAGAUAUAGUUUGUUAUUAGAAAACGGACAAUUAAAUAUUGCACUGGAA